Messenger RNA from Neodiprion virginianus, 5233 nucleotides. RefSeq names its product sodium/potassium-transporting ATPase subunit alpha (gene Atpalpha). Gene Ontology annotation, molecular function: P-type sodium:potassium-exchanging transporter activity; ATP binding; ATP hydrolysis activity. Gene Ontology annotation, biological process: proton transmembrane transport; intracellular potassium ion homeostasis; sodium ion export across plasma membrane. The transcript has 10 exons. Gene Ontology annotation, cellular component: membrane. The coding region runs from base 422 to 3550 and encodes 1042 amino acids. The record is from RefSeq and is a predicted model, not a curated record. NCBI's taxonomy places the organism in Eukaryota, Metazoa, Arthropoda, Insecta, Hymenoptera, Diprionidae.
GAGAGAGUGGAAGAAGGCAUCGCAGGUGACGCGGCGUAUUGCUCAUCGAGCCAAAGCCCGGUCGAAAGCACAGCAAAGCGAAGCGAAGCGUCGCGUAGAGCGGAUCGAAUUAACGUAGGUAGAAAGAAAAGUGGUCAGGGAGAAGCGGCAGCAUAGACUCUGACUUCGGGUCUAUGACUUGUCGUUGGGUGUUAGGCGAGGCCGUCAUUUCGGCCGGCAGUUGUUGUUGUUCGCGCGAGUGAAAUUUGUGAUCAGUGAAUGAAUAUUUCGACUCUCCGUGGCCGUUGAAAAGGAAAAGACGCGACUCGAUUGUACCGAGGAGCAGAAAGAUUUAUACGCAUUUGGCACAAUAAGCGUGCCGAGCGCGUGUUAGUUCAUCUGAAUACCGGACCGACAACACACGCUUCCAACUGUUGACAAGAUGGCGUCCAAGGGGCGAUUGGCGGUCGAGGAGCAUGGCCGUUCAGACUCUUACAGAGUCGCCACUCUGCCAAAUGUUCGGGACGACAACAAAACCGCUGACGGAAUGUACAAGUCGCGGCGGAAGAACCCAAAGCGGAAGGGGGACAAUUUGGAUGAUCUGAAACAAGAGUUGGACAUUGAUUUUCAUAAAAUCACACCGGAGGAAUUAUACCAGAGAUUUAGCACGCACCCCGAAAACGGCCUCAGCCACGCGAAGGCGAAGGAGAACCUGGAAAGAGAUGGACCGAACGCAUUGACGCCGCCGAAGCAGACGCCGGAAUGGGUGAAAUUCUGCAAAAACUUGUUCGGCGGUUUUGCGCUGCUUUUGUGGAUCGGAGCGUUCCUCUGCUUCAUCGCGUACUCGAUCCAAGCGUCGACGGUGGAGGACCCGAACGACGACAACCUGUACCUAGGAAUAGUCCUUGCGGCGGUGGUUAUAGUGACCGGAAUAUUCUCGUACUACCAGGAGAGCAAGUCGAGCAAGAUCAUGGAGUCGUUCAAGAACAUGGUGCCCCAAUUCGCGACCGUCCUUAGAGAGGGUGAGAAGCUGACGCUUCGGGCGGAGGACCUGGUGCUCGGUGACGUGGUCGAAGUGAAGUUCGGAGACCGGAUCCCGGCCGACAUCCGCAUCAUAGAAUCACGGGGAUUCAAGGUCGACAACAGCUCCCUGACGGGUGAGUCCGAGCCCCAAUCCCGGUCCCCGGAGUUCACGAAUGAGAAUCCACUCGAGACGAAGAACCUGGCAUUUUUCUCAACGAACGCCGUCGAGGGCACGGCAAAGGGAGUCGUGAUCUGUUGCGGGGACCAGACGGUGAUGGGACGCAUAGCUGGACUCGCGUCCGGACUCGAUACCGGAGAAACGCCGAUCGCCAAGGAGAUCCAUCACUUUAUUCAUCUGAUUACCGGAGUGGCCGUAUUCCUGGGGGUUACCUUCUUCGUCAUCGCCUUCAUCCUCGGCUAUCAUUGGCUGGACGCCGUCAUCUUCCUGAUCGGUAUCAUCGUCGCUAACGUCCCCGAGGGCCUGCUGGCCACGGUUACCGUCUGCCUGACGCUCACGGCGAAACGAAUGGCCUCGAAGAACUGCCUGGUAAAGAACCUCGAGGCUGUCGAGACCCUGGGAUCGACUUCGACCAUCUGCUCGGACAAGACCGGGACCCUGACGCAGAACCGGAUGACCGUGGCUCACAUGUGGUUCGACAACCAGAUCAUCGAGGCCGACACGACCGAGGACCAGUCCGGUGUUCAGUACGACAGAACUAGCCCGGGAUUCAAGGCGCUCGCCAAGAUCGCGGCGCUUUGUAAUCGUGCCGAGUUCAAAGGUGGUCAGGACAACUUGUCGAUACUGAAGAAGGAGGUGAACGGCGACGCGUCCGAAGCCGCGCUUCUCAAGUGCAUGGAACUCGCGCUCGGCGAUGUGAUGGGCGUCAGGAAGCGCAACAAGAAGGUCUGCGAGAUACCGUUCAACUCCACCAACAAGUACCAGGUCUCCAUUCACGAGUCCGACGAUCCCAACGACCCCCGACAUCUCCUUGUGAUGAAGGGCGCGCCAGAGAGGAUCCUCGACCGAUGUAGCACCAUAUUCAUUGGCGGAAAGGAGAAGGUACUGGACGAGGAGAUGAAGGAGGCGUUCAACAACGCGUAUCUCGAACUCGGUGGACUCGGCGAGCGUGUUCUUGGUUUCUGCGACUUUGUUCUACCCUCUGACAAGUUUCCACUUGGUUACAAAUUCAACUGCGAUGACCCCAACUUCCCGGUCGAGGGACUCCGCUUUGUGGGACUCAUGUCCAUGAUCGAUCCGCCCAGGGCUGCGGUGCCGGACGCUGUUGCCAAGUGCCGGUCAGCCGGUAUCAAGGUCAUCAUGGUCACUGGUGACCAUCCUAUCACUGCCAAAGCCAUUGCCAAAUCCGUUGGUAUUAUUUCUGAAGGAAACGAGACGGUCGAGGAUAUCGCGCAGCGUUUGAACAUACCGGUAGCCGAAGUUAAUCCGCGGGAGGCUAAAGCGGCUGUAAUCCACGGUUCGGAACUGAGGGAAUUGGACUCCGAUCACCUGGACGAAAUAUUGCGAUACCACACAGAAAUUGUAUUCGCACGUACUUCGCCGCAACAGAAGCUGAUCAUCGUUGAGGGUUGUCAGCGAAUGGGAGCCAUUGUGGCCGUCACAGGCGACGGUGUUAACGACUCUCCGGCGCUGAAGAAGGCCGACAUCGGAGUCGCGAUGGGCAUCGCGGGUUCCGACGUAUCGAAGCAAGCCGCCGACAUGAUUCUGCUCGACGACAACUUCGCCUCGAUCGUCACGGGGGUCGAGGAGGGCCGGCUGAUUUUCGACAAUUUGAAAAAAUCAAUCGCCUACACGCUCACCUCGAACAUUCCCGAGAUCUCACCCUUCCUCGCCUUCAUUCUCUGCGAUAUUCCGCUGCCCCUUGGAACCGUAACCAUCCUCUGCAUCGACUUGGGAACCGACAUGAUACCGGCAAUCUCAUUGGCGUACGAGCAUUCGGAGUCUGAUAUAAUGAAGAGGAGGCCCCGAAACCCGUUGUGCGACAAUCUCGUUAACGAAAGGCUGAUCUCAAUGGCUUACGGACAGAUCGGUAUGAUCCAAGCUGCCGCCGGUUUCUUCGUCUACUUCGUAAUUAUGGCUGAGAACGGUUUCCUACCAACGAAACUGUUCGGUAUCAGGAAACAGUGGGACUCUAAGGCUAUCAACGAUCUCACGGACAGCUACGGCCAAGAAUGGACAUUCCGAGACCGAAAGACGUUGGAAUUCACGUGCCACACGGCGUUCUUCGUAUCGAUCGUGAUUGUGCAGUGGGCCGAUCUGAUCGUCUGUAAGACACGCAGGAACUCGAUAAUACAUCAGGGCAUGAGAAAUUGGGCCUUGAAUUUCGGCCUGGUAUUCGAAACAGCCCUGGCUGCUUUCCUCAGCUACACACCGGGAAUGGACAAGGGACUGCGCAUGUUCCCGCUCAAAUUCGUGUGGUGGUUACCGGCGAUACCGUUCAUGAUUUCGAUUUUCGUAUACGACGAGGUGAGACGAUUCUACCUCCGCCGGAACCCUGGCGGCUGGCUCGAACAAGAAACUUAUUACUAAACGAUCUAUAUACAUAUAAAUUAUAUACAUAUAUAUAUAUAUAUACAUAUGUAUAUAUACAUGUAUGUAUAUAUAGUCAACAGUAACAAUGCUAAUUCCAUUACACACGCGUUAGCAUUUGCAGAAAAAGAGAAGGAAGAUUAAUAAUGAGAAUGAAAAAUAAGAAUAAUAAGGAAUAAAGUACACCGCGAAAAUUGAAAAAAAAAAAUAUAUAUUUAAGAAAACAAUACAAAAAAAAAAAAAACCAACAAGAAAAAACAAAAAAAAAAAAAACAUCAACAACAAUCGCAUCAACAACAAUCGCCACAAUCACACGUUCAUAUAUAUAAAAACACAAGGCAGACACUCACUCACACACACACACACACACACAAACUCGCGCACGCAUACAUACACGCAUACUUAGAAACACACGCGCGCGCAUUCACGACACGCAUACAUAUAUUAAUACACAUUUUUACACGGGGCGUGCUUAUUACCUCUUAUAUAAUAAUAUAUAAUAUCUGUUAUACAUAGUAUGCGCAUCGGCUGUAUUUCAAGUGCUGCGACAUGUGGUGAAAUACUAACGAAAAAAUGGAAAGUGAAAGGAGAAAAGAUAGCCAAAAAAAAAAAAAAAGAAAAGAAAACGAAAUUUUAAACAGCGACAGAGAAGUGUUUAAAAAUUAAUGAAAAAAUACAAUAAAAGAAAGAAAAAAAACAUGAAUGCUUCUGCAAUGGACGUUGUUAUUGAUACCAUGUUUGUCAUCGUUGUCAUCGUUCUCGCAUUAUUAUAUUUACACAUCAGUCAACUAUUGUCCCAUUUUACGUAUAGCCGGAGAGACAAAGAGAGAGAGAGAGAGAGAGAGAGAGAGAGCGAGAUAGAGAGAGAGAGAGAAUGAAAGACAAGAAGGUUCACACAUCCUGACGCUAUAACAAUUUUCAUUGUUAUUGUUAUUCUCGCAAGGUAUGAAAAUGUUUGAUCAAUUUCAAAUUCUUUUUUUACCUCCUCUUUUUACGGUCAAUCCCGCAUAGUUUACAUCCUUUACUUUCUCACGUCAUUCGUCAAGUUUCAUUAUUCUUUGUGUGCUUUUUCUAUAUAUAUAUAUAUAUUUUUUUUUCUUCUCUUUUUUUAUUCACAGCAUACGCGUGUUUUCUUCGUUUUUUUUCUAUCUCUUCCACCUGCGAGGGGUAGGAGAAAAAGAGAAGAAGAAAAAAAAACGACCACAAAAAUACCAUCCAGUAUGCUAGAUAAUUGGCACGCCCUAUAUAUACAUUAUAUAGGCAUACGUAGAAAUCGAAGCGCGAGUUAUUACACACACAUAUACACAAAGACAAAAACACGCAACACGCGCGCGUUAUUCUUAUUAUUAUGCAUAUACCAUAUAAAAUAUGAAGGUAAAGAAAAGAAAAAAAAAAAAAAGAAUAAAAAAUUAUACAUAUAAAUAAUAAUUUAAUUUACGAGAUUAUAUAUUAUGUAGGCAAUAUGCAUACGCGCGUAUAUAUAUUAUAUGAUAAUAUAUACGUUGUAAUAUGUGUUAUAUAUAUUCCGUGUUACUUGACGAGGGAGAAGAGAAGAAGCAGAUGUGAAAAAAAAAAUUAAGAAAAAUUCUGGUAAUAUAUAUACGAACAUAUGCGUAUAAAACGUGUGCAAAAAAUUUCAAGGGAAAUAAAACGAGCGUAAAGAGAAAAAAAAAAUAAAUAAAU